AUGAUUCCACUCAGUUCUCUUGGUUUGCUUCCUCUGCUGUCGCUGUAUGUGGGAGCGCUGCUGUCCUCAGAUGCAUCUCCAGCCUGCACGCACCCGCCCUGCAGGGACAGUUUGGUGGCUGCACCCAUCCAGGCUGGGACAGGAGCAGGAGUGGGUACCGGGGCCUGUGAGGGUCAAACUGGGACAACAGCCUGCAGGAUGGGGGUCUCGCUUCCAGCCAUCUCAGAGGUUGCUCGGAGGGUGGAGCACAUGCAGGAUUCCCCCCAGGUUCAGCCGAAGACUGGAGGUGUGAAAGAGCGUCUGGUUCAGCUGCAACGCUGCAUGCGCUCUCUCCAGGAAAAUGGGGGCCCCUGGAGUCACGGAGGCCAGGAGAACAACUCUCUAGGGGCCAUCCUGGCACUAAUGGCAGCUGUACUGACAGAGUGUGACCUCCACUGUCACAGCCAGGCCCUCGGGGCGAUGGCCAAACGUCUGGAGAGUGCAGCCGUGGGAAGAGAGGGGGAGAAAGACCUGCUGCUUUUCCUGAAGAGCAUCACACAACAUCCACCCACAGUUGCCCCGCUGGAGAGGUUACAUCCUCAGGACUGUGCAGAGAUUUACAAGCUCGGGAUCAAAGAGAAUGGAAUCUACACCAUCCAGCCUGACCUGCACAGGCCGGCGUUGGAGGCUAAAUGUGACAUGGAGACGGCGGGUGGUGGGUGGACGGUGAUCCAGAAUCGGCAGGACGGCACGCUGGACUUCAACAGGACAUGGCAGGAAUACCGGGAAGGCUUUGGUGGUCUUCAGGGAGAGCAUUGGCUGGGGAACGCAGCGCUGCACGCCGUCACCUCCUCUGGCCAACACCAGCUCCGCAUCGAGCUGGAGGACUGGCACCAGCAGAAACGCCAUGCUACCUACAACAAUUUCAAAGUGGCCUCAGAGGCACAGAGGUAUCGUCUCACAGCGCGGGAGUACUCUGGUGAUGCAGGAAACGCUUUAAGCUACAGCAAACGUUACAACCACGACGGAAAAUCCUUCAGCACGACUGACCGAGACAAUGACCGCUAUGCAGCUGGAAACUGUGGUCAUUACUACGGUGCAGGCUGGUGGUUCGAUGCCUGCCUGGCAGCUAACCUGAACGGACAGUAUUACCGUGGGCGCUACAGUGGGGUGACCAACGGGAUCUACUGGGGGACAUGGUACAUCCUGACAGACGGACGAACUGGAGAACGCUACUCCUUCAAGAGGGUGGAGAUGAAGACUAGACCCAAAAACUUUGUAGGAACAUCCUAAAUAAUUCUGAUGGUUUUUGCAGAUAAUCACAUCAACCACAGUUUGGUUUUAGUCACUGUGUGCACUCAGUUUAGAGCAGCUUUCAUGUCACAUAUCAGUUACAUGCAGAUGGCAGCUAAUAGUUUAGGGAAAAAAAAUUACAAAUAUAAUAUCUCGACAUCCACAAGCAGAUUGUUUAAUGUUACACUCCAUAUUACAAUAUUCUGAUACAAAGAAAUAGAUACUGAAAAUACUGCUCAUAGUAGUUGUUACUGUAAGUUUCUAAACUCUUUAUUGUACAUUAAAAAUAACAUUCUGUGGUACUUUAAAGUCCUCCUCCAGAAGCA
Molecule: messenger RNA, 1598 nt
Organism: Centropristis striata (black sea bass)
Lineage: Eukaryota; Metazoa; Chordata; Actinopteri; Perciformes; Serranidae
Product: fibroleukin
Exons: 6
Coding region: 1-1272 (423 amino acids)
Source: RefSeq, a predicted model, not a curated record